AUGACUAUUCCUGAGAAAGUCAACCUCACAAGUGGUGUCGGAUGGCAAGGUGAGAGGUGUGUUGGAAAUACAGGGUCCGUCCCGCGCCUCGGCCUCCGUGGCCUGUGCCUCCAGGAUGGCCCAGCUGGCAUCCGGUUUACCGACUACAACUCCGUAUUUCCCUCUGGCCAGCUUACAGCUGCUACCUGGGAUCGUGUUUUGAUCAACCAGAGGGCGCGUGCCAUGGGCUUCGAGGCCAAGGGUAAGGGAGUUGAUAUCCUCCUCGCCCCCGUUGCCGGUCCUAUCGGUCGUAUCCCUGCUGGAGGUCGCAACUGGGAAGGCUUUUCGCCAGACCCUUACUUGAGUGGCGUGGCUAUGGCGGAGUCCGCAAUGGGCAUUCGGGGAGCAGGUGUCAUCGCUUGCGCUAAACACUUCGUUGGAAACGAGCAAGAGCGUUUCCGACAAGCAGGAGAAGCCCAGGGAUACGGGUUUGACGUUGCUGAGUCCAUGUCUUCCAACAUCGAUGACAAGACCAUGCACGAGCUGUAUAUGUGGCCCUUCGCUGAUGCUAUCCGUGCCGGUGUAGGGGCAAUCAUGUGCUCGUACCAGCAGGUCAACAACUCGUAUGGUUGUGCCAAUUCAAAGCUCAUGAAUAAUCUUCUCAAAGACGAGCUGAGCUUUCAAGGCUUCAUUGUGAGCGAUUGGCAGGCUCAGCACACCGGUGUUUCCUCGGCGGUGGCAGGCCUCGACAUGACUAUGCCUGGCGACACUACUUUCAACUCUGGUCUCAGCUUCUGGGGCGCUAACUUGACCCUUGCCGUCCUCAACGGCACCGUUCCUGCGUGGAGGCUCGACGACAUGGCCCUCCGCAUCCUUACGUCCAUGUUCAAUAGCAACAUGGACCUCGACCUACCCGAGAUCAACUUUUCGUCGUGGACCCUUGACACAAAGGGCCCUGUCCACUACGUAGCGAAAGAGAAUGUCGAGGUGAUCAACCAGCACGUCAAUGUUCAGUAUGACAACGCCGCGUUAAUUCGCAAGGUAGCCGCGAAGGGCACCGUCCUCCUCAAGAACGAAGGAGCCCUUCCCCUCAACAAGCCCAAGUUCCUCGCCGUCAUCGGGGAGGAUGCUGGCCCCAAUCCCAAAGGCCCCAAUGGUUGUUCCGACCGGGGCUGCAACGAAGGCACCCUCGGCAUGUCUUGGGGGUCUGGUACCGCCAAUUUCCCGUACCUCAUCACCCCCGACUUCGCGCUCCAAGAGCAGGCUUUGAAGGACGGCACGCGGUAUGAGAGUAUCCUCAGCAACUGGGAGCUUUCGGCCACAAGGAAUCUCGUAAAGCAAGAUGACGCGACCGCUAUCGUCUUCGUCAAUGCCAAUUCGGGAGAGGGCUACAUCGCUGUGGAGGAUAAUCAGGGCGACCGCGCCAACUUGACGCUCUGGAACGGAGGCGACGAGCUCAUCAAGAACGUCUCCUCCCUUUGUUCCAAUACCAUCGUCGUCAUUCACUCGACUGGGCCUGUGCUCGUGACCGAUUGGUAUGAUAGCCCCAACGUCACCGCUAUCUUGUGGGCAGGUGUGCCUGGCCAAGAGUCCGGCAACUCGAUCGCCGAUGUUCUCUACGGCAGGAUCAACCCCGCUGGACGGCGCCCCCAGGAUGACUUUGCGGAAGGCAACUUUAUCGACUACCGUCACUUUGAUCGCGCUUCUGAAGAGGACCCUGAGGUGGCCCCCAUCUACGAAUUUGGCUUUGGCCUUUCUUACACCACAUUUGAGUACUCGGACAUCAAGGUUCAAAAGCUCGACGUGACGGAGUACACGCCCACCAAGGGCAAGACGAUCGAGGCACCCAUCCUCUCCAACUACAGCACCGAUCUAUCCGACUACGUCUUUCCGGACAACGUGCGCCCGAUCGAGCAAUUCAUCUACCCCUACCUUUCCACGGACGAGUCGGGCGAGGCCGCUUCCGGGGACCCCAAUUAUGGCCAGGAGGCCGACGAGUUCCUCCCGCCCGGCGCUACCGACGGCUCUCCCCAGCCCCUCUUACGGUCGGGAGGCCAGCCUGGUGGGAAUCCUGCCUUGUGGGAAACGCUCUAUACAGUUAGUGCCACAAUCACCAACACAGGCGAUCUGGAUGGCGAGGAAGUCGCACAGUUAUACAUCUCCCUCGGCGGGGAAGAUGAGCCUGUCAGGGUCCUCAGGGGCUUUGACCGCCUGUCAAUUCCCGCUGGUGAGUCGGUGACGUUCGAGGCCGACUUGACCAGGAGGGACCUGAGCAACUGGGAUGUUGUGGUUCAGGACUGGGUGAUUACCGAGCACGAGAAGACGGUAUGGGUCGGCAGCAGCUCUCGAAACCUACCCCUCAAGAUCAAGUUGGAUGUUGGCGAUGCUGCCAGCAGUCCCGAGGAGCCGGAUGAGGAUGUUCCCGAUGAAGGGGAAGGGGAAGAGGAAGAGGACCAGGGUGGUGACAAGGAUGAAUGA
Parascedosporium putredinis is the source of this 2457-nucleotide messenger RNA. The record is from the annotation of a GenBank genome assembly. NCBI's taxonomy places the organism in Eukaryota, Fungi, Ascomycota, Sordariomycetes, Microascales, Microascaceae.